Alexandromys fortis (reed vole) is the source of this 1611-nucleotide messenger RNA. It is a transcript of the gene Cndp2, whose product is annotated as carnosine dipeptidase 2. The record is from RefSeq and is a predicted model, not a curated record. Gene Ontology annotation, biological process: proteolysis. Gene Ontology annotation, molecular function: dipeptidase activity. Gene Ontology annotation, cellular component: cytosol. NCBI's taxonomy places the organism in Eukaryota, Metazoa, Chordata, Mammalia, Rodentia, Cricetidae. The transcript has a single exon.
GGUGCUGAACCGGCGCGAGUCUCCAAGGUCUGAAGUUUGCCUGAAAGACGUCAGCCCUCAAAGCCAUCUUCCAGUACAUCGACGACAAUCAGGACAGCUAUGUCAAGAAACUUGCAGAAUGGGUGGCCAUCCAGAGCGUGUCCGCCUGGCCAUAGAAGAGAGGGGAGAUCAGAAGGAUGAUGGAGGUGGCCGCCGCGGAUAUCCAGAUGCUGGGGGGCUCCAUAGAGCUGGUGGAUAUCGGAAAGCAGAAGCUCCCCAGAUGGCUCAGAGAUACCCCUUCCUCCCGUUCUGUUGGGUAAGCUGGGCAGCGAUCCCCAGAAGAAAACGGUGUGCAUUUAUGGGCACCUGGAUGUGCAGCCUGCGGCCCUGGAGGAUGGCUGGGUCAGUGAGCCCUUCACCUUGGUGGAACGGAAAGGCAAGCUGUAUGGGAGAGGCUCCACGGAUGAUAAGGGGCCAGUGGCUGGCUGGAUGAAUGCCCUGGAAGCCUAUCAGAAGACUGGCCAGGAAAUUCUGGUCAACCUGCAGUUCUGCCUGGAAGGCAUGGAGGAGUCUGGCUCUGAAGGCCUGGAUGAGUUACUUUUUGCCCAGAAAGAUAAGUUCUUCAAAGACGUGGACUACUUCUGCAUUUCUGACAACUACUGGCUGGGGAAGAAUAAGCCGCCGUGCAUCACCUACGGCCUCAGAGGCAUUUGCUACUUCUUCAUUGAGGUGGAAUACAGUGACAAAGACCUCCAUUUUGGGGUAUAUGGUGGCUCAGUGCACAAGGACUUGACGGAUCUCAUUUCACUGAUGGGAUGCCUGGUAGACAAGAAGGGGGAAAUCCUCAUCUCUGGCAUCAACGAAGCCGUGGCUCCUGUGACAGAUGAUGAGUGUGAGCUCUAUGACCACAUUGACUUCGACAUGGAAGAGUUUGCCAAGGAUGUUGGGGCUGUGACCCUUCUGCACAGCUGCAAGAAAGACAUCCUGAUGCACAGAUGGCGGUACCCGUCCCUGUCCCUCCAUGGAAUCGAAGGGGCCUUCUCUGGUUCAGGGGCCAAGACUGUGAUACCCAGAAAGGUGGUCAGCAAGUUCUCCAUCAGGCUCGUGCCGGACAUGGUGCCUGAGGCCGUCAACGAGCAGGUUUCAAGCUACUUGUCCAAAAAGUUUGCUGAACUGCAGAGCCCCAACAAAUUCAAGGUGUACAUGGGCCAUGGUGGGAAGCCCUGGGUAUCUGACUUCAACCAUCCCCAUUACCAGGCUGGUAGAAGAGCCCUGAAAACAAUGUUUGGCGUUGAACCUGACUUGACGAGGGAAGGAGGCAGUAUUCCUGUGACCCUGACCUUUUAGGAGGCCACAGGCAAAAAUGUCACGCUGUUGCCCGUGGGGUCAGCAGAUGAUGGGGCCCACUCCUAGAAUGAAAAGCUCAACAGGCACAACUACAUAGAAGGGACCAAGAUGCUGGCAGCUUACCUGUAUGAGGUGUCUCAGCUGAAGAACUGAGAAGUCUCGUUUUCUACAGAGUGCUUCCUGCCCAGGAAUGAUCUGCCCUUUGCCCCCUCUUCCUUCCAGCUUUCUUUGAAAAGCGGAAGUUUCUUUUCUCUGUCUCUCGGGUUACAGGCAGACUUGCAGGAA